AGGAAAGAGAGAGGGUGAGAGCGGAGGAACAUAGCAGCUCUGUUGUUGUGGACACUUUAUGAACACUGCUCAGGCAGAAAUGGAGGGGCUGAAGUAUAGGAACUGACCCACUGUCAUCAAGAGCAGUGGAAUACAUGUGGAUGGUCUUUUUGAAAGUGGAUCAGCAUUAAAAGAAGAAAGGGUCAAAUUCAAAUAUUCCUUUUUGGGUGAACUACAGACAUGACACAUAACUUGAGUUAACAUGGAUAUGGAGUAGAUCUUAACUGUUCACCUUAACGGAAGGGAGCUGAGGGCUGCAUGGGUCCGGUGGUCAUGCCCCCAGGGAAGAAGGCAGAGGGCCCCAGCAGUGGGAGUGUUGCGCGGGGUCUAAGUCAGCUCUACGAGGACACAGAAACAGCUGAUCUGUCUCUUGCUCUGUCCACAUCCCUAAGCCGGGCGGAGGACGAGGAGCUCACCAGCCUCAGCUGGCUGCACGAGAGCACAGAUCUUUUGACCAGCCUGGGUCAUUCAGGCCUGCGCAGCGUCAGCCCCCUGCAAGAUGCUAACGGUGGCCUCGAGCCCUCUUCGUCCUCACCUUCAUCCUCUCCUGAGCCCAGCGAGCCACACUAUCACCUGUCUACAGGUACCAGCCGUAAACCUCCAUACUCUUUUAGCUGCCUCAUUUUUAUGGCAAUAGAGGACGCUCCCUCAAAACGACUUCCUGUAAAAGACAUCUACGGCUGGAUACUAGAGCACUUCCCAUAUUUCGCUAGCGCCCCUACUGGCUGGAAGAAUUCAGUGCGUCAUAACCUGUCACUCAACAAGUGCUUCAAAAAGGUGGAUAAGGAUCGCAGUCAGAGCAUAGGAAAGGGAUCUCUCUGGUCUAUUGAUCCUCACUACAGACACAAUUUGAUUCAGGCGCUGAAGAAGACUCCAUAUCAUCCAUAUUCUCCUCGGCUUCCAAAAACUUCUACCUCUCCAUCUGCCUCUCCUCAGCAAUACCACAGUCAUCCACUAUGGCCAGGAAGUCCACUGUUCAGAAAAAAUGGAGGAGUGCUCUUACAAGUUCCACAGAGAGUGAUACAGCAUGGCUCACGAAUGGCCGCUCAAGGGCUCUUUCCAGUUAUCAGACCCCUUCCUUUGAGUCCUGUGAGCAGGAGGACCACAGCCGUGAGAUCUGCCCUGGGCGACUUUCUGAGUCGUGGUAAGAAUGGUCUGCACAGUGACUCUCCUCCUCACAACGAUGAUCAACAGGAGGAUCACACGUACAGCAGCUCGCAGUGCCCGAGUACAAAGAGGGACAUUUCUUCCCCCCUCUCCUCCUGCUCCACUCAGGGAUCCCUCUCUGCCUACAGCUGCGGUCAGGAGGUGAUCGUCACUGAGGUCAAGAAGGAACAAAAAGACUUUCCGCUAGACACUAAACCACCUCCUUCCCAUCUCCUACUCCAGCGCAAAAGACUGCUGUGGACCAAAGGUCACGUACGGACCCCAGGCGACACACUUCCCCUGAAGAAGAGGCGGGCGGAAAAGCUUCUGGGAAAUGAGCAAGAAGAUGAGGAGAUGAAGGAGGCUGCAGGGUCUUUGCUUCACCUGGCUGGCGUGCAUGCCAGUGUGAAUAAAAACGGCCAACGUGCAUGUAAAAAUCAGAAGGAGCUGAAAGAGGAAGUGAAAGAUUAGCAAUGAAUAAAAGUAUGGUUAAUGGAGAUCUAAAUACUUCUGUUUCAGGAUAUCAGGUGAAUCUAGUCAGUUGUUGCAAUAUCAAUAAAAUCACUGUCGUCCUAUUUUAAAUUUUAUUUCUAGCUGAAAGAUUCUCAUGUCCAUUGUUGUUUUGUGUGAGUGUGUGUGUGCCUGUGUGUGAUUGUGUGAAGGUGGAAAAAAGCCAUAGUAACGUUUUGGUCAUUUGAGUGCAAUUUUUUUUCAUCAUCAAGUCUACCGAACAAUUUAAAAAAUAAAACAAGAGGUGCACGCAGCAUUUAUUUUCCCUAUUACAUAUUGCACUUCUAAAAUAUAACUGUUAACCGAAAAAAAAUGUGUUUUUUCCUAAUGUUCUUUUGUAUUGUUUGCAUCCCAAGACCAUUGACAUACACAAAAAGUUACUGAGUGCACCUUUAGUUAUGUUGUAGCAAUCCUUCUAGUUGUAAGUUUGAAACCUAAACUGAGAUUUGAAUGCUGCUCUCAAGUGUGCCAAAGAUAAUACCCGUUGAUGACAGUGCAGCUAGUUAAUGCACACUUAGGAAGACCAAUAAAAGUUUAAAAGUGGACAUGCCAAUCUAUAUAAACAAUAUCCACAAGGCAAAUAUAUAAUAUUUAUUAAGCAGCAAAUUUUUCUGAGGAAAAAUGGCCUGUGGAAACAUGAAAGUCAAAUGCAAUAUACCACUUCUGGAUUUUGAUGUUCAAAUCAUUAAUGAUGUUGGGUCCUGUUUGAGGCACACUAAAACUGGUCUGUUUUUUUAAGCAAUGCCUAUUGUGUUCAUAUCAAGUUUUGCCAAAAUGUUUUUGUAAUUAAUUUGUAUUUUUGAUUUGCUUGAUUUUUUUAAUCUUCAUCACAAUUCAAGCAAUUUGUCCUGUCAGGAUAACACUGUAAAAAGCUAUUCCCUUUUUUACGGAAGGCAGAUUUUGCCUUAGAUUUUAUGGUUUUUUUCAGUUAUAUUGCAUGGGUGAUUGUACAUAAGAAAGAAGUAUUUUUUUUUAAUGUAAGAUCAUGUAAGAUAGAUAUUUAGCAUGAGGCAUGGCUUAUUUUCUUAUGAGAAAACAGAGAGACAGCCUAGCAGUCAUCUCUUAAAGCAUUGGCUUCUUUCUUCAUUCUUUUUUAAUUUGUAUCUCUUAUAUGGCAGACAACUCUUCCAAAGGAAGAGUCUAAACCUGUUAACAAAGAGAUCUGCCUUGUAUUGGAUGAGGUGAAACUGAUUUUGCCUUUUUUGUGGUACUCGGUUUUGGUGGUCCUCUCAAUUCAUUGAUGUAAGUGUUCUGAUGUUGUUAAUACUCAGUGUUAAAUGAUCCACCACUCUGUACACCCUUUAAGGUUGUGCCUGCCUUUAGUUCAUGUGCUUGGAUGUCCGUCAUGUUCUUUUUUUACCGUUAAAUUCCCUGUUAAUGUUUUUUUCAUUGUGAAAUCUGCAUCAUUGAUAUCAUAAAUUGUACUGAAAUAGUUUGACAAGGAAUUAGAAUUGGCUGUAUGUGGGUGAAUUGGGAUAAUCCUUGUUGCACUGCUUUGCAAUAGAGAGGAAUGUCAAACUUGAGUCUAUUUCAAAAAGUUUCUAAUACAGUUUGCGACUCAUUGGUUGAACAGUUAAAAAAUGAUGCCUGUGCUGGGAUGUUCCCUUUAUCACACUUUAAAGUAUCCCUCUCCGCAUCACUUCUCACAAACUUUAUCUGUGAAACUGAAUGCAAGGUUGUCCCAUGGCAUUGUUGGCUGCUUGGGUCCUCACCUGCCAUCACCGUAACUUUGUUAUGCAGCAUCUAUCAUGUUUACACUACACUUCUGUUUAACACACAUUGAUCAAAACUUUUUUGAAUGUUAUGUGUACACCAGGGGAGAGGAGCACAUAUCAGUCCUUUAAAAUACUUUGAUCUCCUUCAGUAUUUCAGCACUUUUUCAGCACAACAGUUUUGCUUUAAUUUCAUGCCAGUCCCAUAAAACUCCCUUUGUUUUGGUGUACCAAAAACACAAUUUUAAACUGACUCAUACAAAUCAAAGGGGGAGAAAAUAUGCAUGACCUAUUUAUUGGGAAACUCUCACUGCCUCUGGAAUUAUAUGUGAAAUAAUAUUAAUAAGGAUUUUGUCAAUGUUGUUGAUGUUUGUUUUUGCCAAAUAUGUUUUUGUCCUUGUACAUUAAAUCACUAGUGAUCUGGUAUAUACAGCACAAUGGAGUCAUGAUGAAUAUGUUUUUCACCAGGUCUAUUUUCAAUACACUCAGAUGACAAUGCUGUAUGAGUAUAAAGCUGUCUAUUUCCUUGGUGUGCAAUUGUAUUGCCAAAGAACAAAAUCAAACUAUUUCAUAAAUACAUGUAAAUAACCACACUCUCUGUGACAAUAGUGUCACGACAUGUUACUUUUCCACAUAUUUCUCCUGAAACUUAAAUAACGUUUAUGUAAUGUAUUGUCUUCCAGUUGCAAUAAUAAAAAUAUCAGAGUUUUAAAUGAGAA
Messenger RNA from Triplophysa dalaica, 4126 nucleotides. It is a transcript of the gene ches1, whose product is annotated as checkpoint suppressor 1. The record is from RefSeq and is a predicted model, not a curated record. Gene Ontology annotation, cellular component: nucleus. Gene Ontology annotation, biological process: regulation of DNA-templated transcription. The transcript is spliced from 7 exons. Gene Ontology annotation, molecular function: cis-regulatory region sequence-specific DNA binding; DNA-binding transcription factor activity. The coding region runs from base 298 to 1656 and encodes 452 amino acids. Lineage: Eukaryota; Metazoa; Chordata; Actinopteri; Cypriniformes; Nemacheilidae.